AUGACAAUACCUGACAAAGUCACCCAAGCAUCACGACCGCCCAUUUGCCACCAUGGUGACAGCAACAGCAGCAUCGUAUCAGCAACGGACGGGUUGACACUGGAGAAGGUGCUUGAGAACCAAGCCUCUCGUCCGUAUAGCCUUCGUGAAUUUGCCGAUUACCUGGAACAAACCUAUUGUUCUGAAAACUUGUCCUUUUACAUGGCGGUGACAGAUUAUCGAGAAUCGGCACGUUUGUACUUUGGCAGUAGCCCAGAUACGUUGAAGUCUCAUGCAACGGUGCCUACGCUGGAUGGACAAAGCAUGGCAUUUUGGUUUCGUUUGGAUGAGGAACCUAUGCUGAAUCAUGAGUUGCAAAUUCGAUUCAAGACACUCAGGGCCAAGUUUCAGGAUAUCUUGGAGCGUUUCAUUUUCACCAAUGCACCUCAAGAAGUGAAUAUCCCAUAUGAAUUACGCCAUCAAUUAUUACAGACGCAUCGUGAUCAACAUUGUUUUCAUCCAGCAUUGCUUAAGCCUCCUUGUGUUGCUGUUGUGGAAUUGAUGAGGAUUAGCGCUUUUAUUCCUUUUGCAACGGAUCCAGAUCGGAUGGCUAUCGCCGCUACUGCUGCUGCUACUCCUACGGUUACACCAAAACCCAGCAAGUCAUCAAAAUCUUUAUUAUCUCCAUCUUCUCCAUCUUCUCCACCACGUCGAUUACGUAGUUGUUCCUCAUUAUCAGGACACGAAAUGGCCCCUGCACAUUCUUCUCCUGUUCCUCCUGUUCCGGUCAUCCCAUUGUCAGCAAGGGCACAUCACCAUGCAGACAACGCUCAUCAUUGGUCAUCCUCCACUCUUUCUCCUCCCACCACGUGGUCUGCCGAUUAUGAUGAUAUCUCGGUGACAAGCACAACAAGCAAUUCAAGCCAUCACACUUCAAGCAUAUUGAAAAAGAUCACAACCUCACUCAGACUACGUGCUCGAUCUCAGUCUCCUCCACGUCAAACAAGCUGGAAACAAAUCAUUCCCGAUCCACAAGCUUUUAUGCAUACUCCGCCUGCCAUGGAACGAGGUCUCAGUAACAGCAGCAUCACAUCCACGACAUCCACUACAUCCAGUAGCCGUGGUAGCAGUAGUAAUCAAAGCAUGCCUAAUACAACACUUCCAUCAUCACCACCACCUCAACCAGUGUCUCGCCAUCAUCAUCAUCAUCAUCAUCUUGAUACCCCUGCCUCUCAUUAUUCAUCACACUACAACGAUGCUUCUUCCUCUCAUCAUCCAUUACCUUCUUCCCCUGGUGGCACUCACAGCAGCAACAACAACAACAACAACUUCCACACAUCAUCAUCAUCCUCAUACAUUUGCUGA
This is a messenger RNA of Lichtheimia ornata, 1344 nucleotides long. RefSeq lists its product as uncharacterized. The coding region runs from base 1 to 1344 and encodes 447 amino acids. The record is from RefSeq and is a predicted model, not a curated record. The transcript has a single exon. NCBI's taxonomy places the organism in Eukaryota, Fungi, Mucoromycota, Mucoromycetes, Mucorales, Lichtheimiaceae.